AUGAAGAUCAACUCCCUCGCCAUUGUCCUUGCCGCCCCCAACAAGCCUGCCGUCAUCCUAUGCAGCGCAUCUGACCUCUCCUCCUUCUCCUUCUACCAACGCGGCGCCAUUCAGGAGUUCAUGAAGUUCUUCACCACCACCGUCGCCGAGCGCACCCCCCAGGGUCAGCGCCAGAGCAUUCAGGAAGGCUCUCACACCGCCCACGUCUACAAUCGCGGAGGUGCCGAACAGCUUGCAGGCGUGAUGAUUGCGGACGGAGAGUACCCAGUCCGGCCGGCGUUCUCACUCUUGACCAAGCUCCUUGACGACUUCAUCGCCAAGGUGCCCCAGGCGUCCUUCACCACCCCUGCCGCGAUCGCCUUCCCAGAGAUCAACACCUACCUCCAGAAGUACCAGGAUCCACGCCAGGCGGAUGCGAUCAUGAGGGUUCAGCAGGAGCUUGAUGAGACCAAGAUCAUUCUACACAAGACGAUCGAAUCUGUGCUGCAGCGAGGAGAGAAGAUCAACGAUCUUGUCGACCGCUCGAACGAGCUCUCCCAACAGAGCAAGAUGUUUUACAAGACCGCAAAGAAGCGAGGACGUGGCUCGUUGAACAGCUUUUGCUGCCACCUUACGCUUCCCUCCCCCUCCCUCUCCCCCUCCCUUUCCUUCACGGCCGGUUCCGAGUCCUCAGCAAUGAGCUCGGUCAAGGUCGUCUCUUCGGAGAUUACGGGCGCGUCCCUGCACAUCGGGCUGCCCUGGUACACCCACAUCUACACCGUCCCCUUCCUCUGCCUCUACCCCGUGCUCGCCUACGCAUACUACGUCAAGUACGACGACUGGCUCAAAAGCGAAGAGUGGACUUUCCUUGCUUGCGUCUCUCUCGGCCUCACCCACGCGCUCAGCUUCUUGUUUACGCGCUGGAAUACUGGGGUGAAAGCCUUCAUCACGACCAGAAAGGCACGUUCUCUUGAGGAUGCGGACUGCCUUCGGAUUAUCCCCGCUCCCCACAGAGGAGAAGGCGAGAUUGUACCUCUUCUGAAGAAGGAGCCCGGCAACCCCGCGUCCUACACGUUCAACUACCAACAGGAUACGUAUGUCGUCACCGAGACCUCACCCAUCACCUUUUCUCGCUUGCCCUACCCAUGCUCCUCCAAACCUGCCCUUGGCACGUUCCUCGACCCUCCUUCGCUGCAGACGGCCAAUAUGACCUCUCUGGUGAACCUCUACGGCAAGAACGAGUACAACAUCCCCAUCCCGUCCUUCAGCUCCCUCUUCGGCGAGCAUGCAACCGCGCCGUUCUUUGUCUUCCAGAUCUUCUGUGUCGCCCUCUGGUGUAUGGACGAGUACUGGUACUACUCACUCUUCACUCUCUUCAUGCUCAUCGUCUUUGAGUGUACCGUGGUCUACCAACGCCUCCGCACCCUCACUGAGUUCCGCACCAUGGCCGUUGCCCCCUACCCUGUCUUCGUCCGCCGCGACAAUGUCUGGAUCAAGAUCCAGAGCGACGAGCUCCUCCCGGGCGACGUCAUUUCUGUCGCCCGGCAACAGACCGAGACGAGCAUCCCCGCCGACAUCCUCCUCAUCCGCGGCACCUGCAUCGUCAACGAGGCCAUGCUCUCCGGCGAGUCCACCCCGCUCCUCAAGGAGUCCAUCUCCCUCCUCGAGCCGGCCGAAGCCCUCGACGCCGACAUCGCGCACAAGAACGCCGUCCUCUUCUCCGGGACGAAGCUCCUCCAGGCCACGCACGACGGCGACACGCCCGACGGCGGCUGCCUCGGCGUCGUCCUCCGCACUGGCUUCGGCACCGCGCAGGGCCAGCUCGUGCGCACGAUGAUCUUCUCGACCGAGCGCGUGUCGGCGAACAACGCCGAGAGCUUCCUGUUCAUCGGCUUCCUCCUCAUCUUCGCCAUCGCCGCGAGCUGGUACGUGUGGGUCAAGGGCAUCGAGCGCGACCUCAAGAAGUCGAAGCUGCUCCUCGACUGUAUCCUCAUCAUCACGAGCGUCGUCCCGCCCGAGCUGCCGAUGGAGCUGUCCCUCGCCGUCAACGCGUCCCUCGUCGCGCUGUCGAAGUAUGCCAUCUUCUGCACAGAGCCCUUCCGGAUCCCGUCUGCAGGUCGUGUCGAUGUCUGCUGCUUCGACAAGACUGGUACCAUCACUGCGGAGAACCUCGUUGUGGAGGGCGUUGCCGGUGUCGACCCCACCGACUCCCUGAAGCUCGUUGAUGUCAAGGCUACCGGCCGCGAAACCACCUUGGCCCUUGCGGCUGCGCACGCCCUUGUGCGUCUCGAUGACGGUACCAUCGUCGGUGACCCCAUGGAGCGAACCACGCUCGAGGCCCUCAACUGGCACGUUAUCAAGGGCGACAGCGUCGGGCCCAUCGAAUCCUCUGCGCCGCACAAGACCUCCCUCAUCGUCCGCCGCAGGUUCCAGUUCUCCUCUGCCCUCAAGCGGAUGAGCACCGUCUCGACCCUACCCAACGGCCGCUGCAUGAUUGCUACGAAGGGUGCUCCGGAAACUAUCCGUCGCAUGUUAUCUACCGUCCCUGCCAACUACGACGACACCUUCAAGUGGUUUACUCGUCGCGGAAGCCGUGUCUUGGCGCUCGGAUUCAGGGAGAUGGAGCCUAUGCCCCUUGACAAGAUCAAGAAGCUCCCUCGCGACCAGGUCGAGUCGGGUCUGACGUUCGCGGGUUUCUUGGUCUUCCACUGCCCCCUCAAGGAAGAUGCUGUCGAGACUCUGAAGAUGCUUGGCGAUUCGUCACACCGCUGCGUCAUGAUCACCGGAGACAACCCGCUCACUGCCGUUCACGUCGCCCGUGACGUUGAAAUUGUCGACCGUGAGGCACUCAUCCUCGAUGUCCCCGAAGGUUCUUCCACCCUCGUCUGGCGCUCCGUCGACGAUACCGUCAACAUCACCGUGGACCCCACCGCUCCGAUCGACACCUCGCUGUUCGACAAGUACGACAUCUGCAUCACCGGCGUCGCGAUGAAGCUAUAUGAAGCGCACCCGUCCUGGAACGACCUCGUGCAGAACACGUGGGUGUACGCUCGUGUAUCGCCCGCGCAGAAGGAGUUCAUCCUCACCUCCCUCAAGUCCCUCGGCUAUGUCACCCUCAUGGCCGGUGACGGCACCAACGACGUCGGCGCGCUCAAGCAGGCCCACAUCGGCGUCGCGCUCCUCGACGGCACCGAGGAGGACCUGAAGAAGAUCGCGGAGCACCAGCGCAACGAACGGCUCAAGAAGGUGUACGAGCAGCAGCUCAAGAUCUCGGCGCGCUUCAACCAGCCGCCGCCGCCGGUGCCGCCACUGAUCGCGCACUUGUACCCGGACGUUGUCGCGGCGCAGCAGCGCGCGGUCGCGGACCAGCAGACGGCGCGGAAGAAGAACCCGAUGGAGAAGUUCGACCUCGCGUCGAUCACGGACAAGCUCGCCGACAUGGACGCGGAGGACGAGGUGCCGAAGAUCAAGCUCGGGGACGCGUCGUGCGCCGCGCCGUUCACCUCCAAGCUGUCGAACGUCAAAGCGAUUACGCACAUCAUCCGCCAAGGGCGCUGCACGCUCGUGGCCACGAUCCAGAUGUACAAGAUUCUGGCGUUGAACUGCCUCAUCACUGCGUACAGCCUGAGUGUGCAGUACCUGGACGGGAUCAAGUUCGGCGACUACCAGGUCACCAUCACGGGCAUGCUCAUGUCGGUCUGCUUCCUGUGCAUUUCUCGUGCGAAGCCCGUCGAGAAGCUGUCUCGGGAACGUCCUCUGGGCAACAUCUUCAACUUUUACGUCCUGCUGUCCGUCUUGUUCCAGUUUGCCCUCCACAUCGCGACGCUCGUCUACAUCACACAGCUCUCGUACCAGUACGAGACGCGCGGCGAGAUCGACCUCGAGGCCAAGUUCGAGCCGAACCUGUUGAACACGGCCAUCUACCUCCUCGGGCUCUCCCAGCAAGUGUCCACGUUCGCAAUCAACUUCCAGGGUCGGCCCUUCCGGGAGGGCAUCCGGGAGAACCCCGCGCUCUACUGGGGCCUCGUCGGCGCGUCCGCAGUCGCGUUCUCGGGGGCGACGGACCUGAUGCCGGAGAUGAACCGCUGGCUGCAGAUCGUGGAGAUGGAGGGCGCGUUCAAGGUGCGGCUGACGGCGUCGAUGACGGUCGACUUUGUGGGCUGCUUCGUGAUCGAGCAGGUGUGCAAGCGGCUGUUCGCGAACCUGGAGCCGAAGCCGAUGAUCACCAAGGGGCGGGAGCGGCGAGAAAGGCGGAGGGCGGAGGAGGAGGCGAAGAAGGAGUGA
Messenger RNA from Epithele typhae, 4263 nucleotides. RefSeq names its product endoplasmic reticulum Ca-transporting P-type ATPase. Gene Ontology annotation, cellular component: endoplasmic reticulum membrane. The record is from RefSeq and is a predicted model, not a curated record. Gene Ontology annotation, molecular function: P-type ion transporter activity; ATP binding; ATP hydrolysis activity. Lineage: Eukaryota; Fungi; Basidiomycota; Agaricomycetes; Polyporales; Epitheliaceae. Gene Ontology annotation, biological process: intracellular calcium ion homeostasis. Bases 1 to 4263 code for a protein of 1420 amino acids. The transcript is spliced from 13 exons.